GUUGUCUAUUUGUGAUUGACAGCUUCAGUGGUUGUUGUGGUUACGGAACAUUGAGGCCUGGUUUCUGCCGCGAUCUCCGGGCUGUGGGUGAGCUGAACGUGCUGAAGGCCACAACCUGGUGAAGGGAUGGAGUCUCGAGCCUUCAAAAACCCUUUCCCGGACUACGAAGGACCGGCUUCCACUGAGCGGCUUUUUGAUUCAGGCGGGAAUUUAACCAGUGACUACAUUCAGCGACUGCAGAGCAAAAUCAGUGAAUUACUGCAACAUAUGGAAAAUGGGUUGAUAAAAGCUGAUGAAACAGACUGUACCAGCUACACUGGAUGGGCAGGGAUUGCUUUACUGUAUCUGCAUCUACACAAUAUUUAUGGAGAUCAGUCCUUCCUGCAGAAAGCUCUACAGUAUGUAAAUAAAAGUCUGAAAUGUCUUACUGGGCGUGUAGUGACUUUCCUCUGUGGUGAUGCAGGCCCGCUGGCUGUAGCUGCAGUUGUGCACCAUAAGUUGCGACAAACUCAAGAAUCGGACAGUUAUAUCAAUCAGCUUCUCCGAUUACAUCAGUCUGUCGUGAAGCUGAAUUCAAGACUUCCAGAUGAGAUGCUCUAUGGUCGGAUGGGCUAUCUAUAUGCAUUAUUAUUUGUUAAUGACCAGUUUGGCAAUGAGAAAAUACCAUUGCAGUAUAUGAAACAGAUUUGCGAUGCUGUCAUAAGUUCUGGAGAGAAGCUAGGCAGCAGGAAACGGAUCUCCAGAAGUCCAUUAAUGUAUGAGUGGUACCAGGAGCAUUAUGUUGGAGCAGCUCAUGGCUUAGCUGGAAUCUAUUAUUUCCUGAUGCAGCCAGAGUUUGGGAUUGAUCAAGAAGCAAUUGUCAAGCUGGUGAAGCCCAGUGUGGACUAUGUUUGUCAGCUAAAGUUUUCAUCAGGAAAUUAUCCUCCAUGUAUAGGUGAAUCCAGAGAUAACCUAGUUCACUGGUGUCAUGGGUCACCUGGCGUUAUUUACAUGCUCAUACAAGCUUAUAAGAUUUUCCAGGAAGGAAAGUACCUGAAAGAUGCUUCUGAUUGUGCAGAAGUGAUUUGGCAUAGAGGGCUGUUAAAGAAAGGAUACGGACUGUGCCAUGGGCCAGCUGGGAAUGCUUAUGGAUUUCUAGCCAUGUACAAUCUUACUCAAGAUGAGAAGUAUUUGUACAGAGCUUGCAAGUUUGCAGAAUGGUGCUUUGACUAUGGGAAGCAUGGCUGUAGAACACCAGACACUCCUUUCUCUCUCUUUGAAGGGAUGGCAGGAACUAUUUACUUCCUUGCUGACUUGCUGCAGCCCACAAAGGCGAAAUUCCCUGCAUUUGAAGUGUAAAUCAAACAUGGUAUUUGCGCACAUUGUCAGAUAUGAUGCAUUGCUUUCUCCAGUAAAACAGCUCAUGCAUGUUUCUGUUAUGAACUAUGGAUACAGAAGAUGCUGAUGGAAAGAUUGUUUGUGAUGAAUAGCUUCAUUUACCAGUAGUGCUUCUACUCUACUUAGUGCUACACUCGAAUAUCUGAGGUUUUUGCAUGACUUAAACAUUACAAUAUUGUAAAAGAAAUGUCAGUGGAAUAUCUUUUUUCAUAAAAGUGCACAGUGUCUUGGAUGUAUUAUUGCAUUGUAAACCAGUGCCAAGCUUUUAUUCUGAAAUCAUAUAACUUGUGCAGCUACAGAUGCCAUGAGCAUCUGAAGUUUGUUUCACAGUGCAAUAUUGAGUAGCUGCUACUUAAACAGCCUUGUUAGUAUUCCAUUUUCCUAAAGCAAUAGUGUUAAUUAAUUGGUUUGUUUGAAAGAAAAUAAUAUUUGAAAGAAAACAUAGCAGUGGCUGUGUUUAGAAUUUUUUUUUUAAGCAUCUUCAUCAACAUUUGUUUAUACUGUUUCCUAAUGGGCAGCAUUUUGUAAACAGUUGGCUGAUAGGAUAGGCCUCUAGGUCUAGGUAGGACACGUAGUUUAGAACAUACUUAUGUUUAUUUUCCAAAAUGUUAGUUGUACUUGAUGUGAAAAAGUACAGUAUAAAAAACUCUCAUUGUUAUAAUUCAUUCAGUUAUCCACAUACAGUUUUUAGAGUUUUGUGAGGUUGAGGGGCAUUUUCAUUUUAUCUUAAAAUUGACAUUGAAACUGACAGAUAACAAAUUUUUGUUGGCUUGAUGUUUUCUAGUAAUUGCUGCUCUUGUUCACCUGUUCUUUUCAUAUUAAUGAUAUGAAACUCCCCAUUCUAUAAAUACAUUUGUUCAAUUUCGAUUCUUGUUAGUUGGCAGUACUUUUGCAUGCUUUGUAAAGCAAUUGAAAGGCCAUAGUAAAACUCAGUUUUUCAGUCUUCAACACUGAAAGCUGAGUGCUUAACCAUAUCAUAUAGGAAUUUUUUUCCUGGUCUGCAAUCUGUGCAAAGUACUAUUGAGUGUAUAGCGAAAUGUAUUAACUGUACAAAGAAAAUGGAUUCACAAAAUAAUCUGUUAAUUGAAGCAAAAUAAAAAUGUAUUCUUCUUGUG
Carcharodon carcharias (great white shark) is the source of this 2492-nucleotide messenger RNA. RefSeq names its product LanC antibiotic synthetase component C-like 1 (bacterial) (gene lancl1). Gene Ontology annotation, cellular component: plasma membrane. The transcript has 9 exons. The record is from RefSeq and is a predicted model, not a curated record. The coding region runs from base 127 to 1338 and encodes 403 amino acids. Lineage: Eukaryota; Metazoa; Chordata; Chondrichthyes; Lamniformes; Lamnidae. Gene Ontology annotation, biological process: peptide modification; carbohydrate metabolic process.